Molecule: messenger RNA, 1662 nt
Organism: Bombyx mori (domestic silkworm)
Lineage: Eukaryota; Metazoa; Arthropoda; Insecta; Lepidoptera; Bombycidae
Gene: CPR98
Product: cuticular protein RR-2 motif 98
Exons: 6
Coding region: 53-1579 (508 amino acids)
Cellular component (GO): extracellular matrix
Source: RefSeq, a predicted model, not a curated record
GACCUCUGAAUGAGCCACAUCACACUCAAUCAUAUCUGUACAAACGUACAACAUGUUCUCCAAAAUCGUAGUACUGUGCGCUUUGGUCGCGGUGUCGAAAGCUGGACUUCUGGCUGCUCCCGUGCACUACUCUCCCGCUGAAGCCGUUUCUUCCCAAAGCAUUGUGCGCCAUGACCAGCCUCAGCUCCACACUGCCAAGCUCGCUGUUGCUACCCCUGUAGCCUACCACGCGGCCCCUGUAGCGUACCAGGCUGCCCCAGUUGCCUACCACGCGGCCCCUGUAGCGUACCAGGCCGCCCCAGUUGCCUACCACACUUCUCCACUCCGCUACUCCUCGGCUGAAUCUGUCUCGUCCCAAAACAUCGUCCGUCAUGACCAGCCCCAGACUAUCCAAUACGCCGCUCCUGUAGCCAAGUUGGCCGUCGCUGCUCCCGUAGCUUACCACGCUGCUCCCGCCCCUGUUACCUACCACGCCGCCCCUGCCGCCGUGUCCUACCACUCUGCCCCAGUAGCCAAAAUCGUAGCUCACCAAGCUGAGGAGAUUGCCUACCCCAAGUACGAGUACAACUACUCAGUAGCUGAUGGUCACUCCGGCGAUAACAAGUCCCAACAAGAGGUACGCGACGGUGAUGUAGUGAAGGGUUCAUACUCUUUCCACGAAGCUGACGGCUCUAUCAGAACUGUUGAGUACACCGCUGACGACCACAGCGGCUUCAACGCGGUCGUCCACAACACCGCCCCCACAGCCGCCCCUACUCACAUCAAGGCUCUGCCCGCUCUUCAGUACUACCACCCCACAUCACACUCAAUCAUAUCUGUACAAACGUACAACAUGUUCUCCAAAAUCGUAGUACUGUGCGCUUUGGUCGCGGUGUCGAAAGCUGGACUUCUGGCUGCUCCCGUGCACUACUCUCCCGCUGAAGCCGUUUCUUCCCAAAGCAUUGUGCGCCAUGACCAGCCUCAGCUCCACACUGCCAAGCUCGCUGUUGCUACCCCUGUAGCCUACCACGCGGCCCCUGUAGCGUACCAGGCUGCCCCAGUUGCCUACCACGCGGCCCCUGUAGCGUACCAGGCCGCCCCAGUUGCCUACCACACUUCUCCACUCCGCUACUCCUCGGCUGAAUCUGUCUCGUCCCAAAACAUCGUCCGUCAUGACCAGCCCCAGACUAUCCAAUACGCCGCUCCUGUAGCCAAGUUGGCCGUCGCUGCUCCCGUAGCUUACCACGCUGCUCCCGCCCCUGUUACCUACCACGCCGCCCCUGCCGCCGUGUCUUACCACUCUGCCCCAGUAGCCAAAAUUGUAGCUCACCAAGCUGAGGAAAUUGCCUACCCCAAGUACGAGUACAACUACUCCGUAGCUGACGGUCACUCCGGCGACAACAAGUCCCAACAAGAGGUACGCGACGGUGAUGUUGUGAAGGGUUCAUACUCUUUCCACGAAGCUGACGGCUCUAUCAGAACUGUUGAAUACACCGCUGACGACCACAGCGGCUUCAACGCGGUCGUCCACAACACCGCCCCCACAGCCGCCCCUACUCACAUCAAGGCUGUGCCCGCUCUUCAGUACUACCACCACUAAUUUUUUUGUGAUUUAGGACUGUUGUUAUGACUUACGACUAAUUUAUUUAAUUUAAAGAAACUAAUAAAUGAUUCUUAAUGGAA